Molecule: messenger RNA, 1650 nt
Organism: Saccharomycodes ludwigii
Lineage: Eukaryota; Fungi; Ascomycota; Saccharomycetes; Saccharomycodales; Saccharomycodaceae
Exons: 1
Coding region: 1-1650 (549 amino acids)
Molecular function (GO): 2-oxoglutarate-dependent dioxygenase activity
Source: RefSeq, a predicted model, not a curated record
AUGUCUAACAUGGGAGAUGGUACCUCAGUAAUUUCAAAUAAAAAAUUCAAGUCGAAUAAUAGUAAUAAAAAUGAUGUAAAAAAUUAUUAUAAUGGAUAUACACCAGAAGUUCAUCCAAAAACUUUGAUUGAAGAGUUAAGUUUUAAGAACGAUAUCAAAUCACCGGAAUGGUUUUAUGACAAUUUUAUUAAGAAAAGGAAACCAGCCAAGAUUAUAUUAGAUAGUGACACUACUACCAAAUACAAGGCGGAGGAAGACCUUAAAAAAAUCAUUAACAUGCUACAAAUUAAUAAUAUUUUGGAAACCUUAACUGGAAAUACUGAUGAAUACAAUUGCGAUGAACCUUUGCUACAGGUUGAAAAAGCUGUUGCUGGUGGAUUUGGUAGUGGAGAAAGGAGAUUAAAAAUGUCAUUCAGCGACUUUUAUCAUAAAGUAACCGGUGAUACGGAUGAAUCAUUAUAUUUAACUACCCAAUAUCUUGAGGACGAUCCAGAUUUACUUCUAAAGAAAGAAAUGAAAGAAGAAAAGGAGGAAGAAUAUAGUGACUAUGAGGAAACUGAAGAAGAGGAUGUAUUAUUUCCACAGGGUUCAGAUGCAGGAUCUUUUAAUCUAAAUGAUUUACAUGAUGAUUUUGAAGAAAUAGAAGCUGCUGCUGAAGAAGAAGAAGAAGAAGAAGAAGAAGAAAAAGAAAAAGAAGAAAAAGAGGAAAAAGAAGAAAUUGGCAUCUUUUUGAAAGAUGGCCCAUUGACUCCUGACGAGUGUUUAACCAGAGUAGAAGAGCUGUACCAACGCCCACUAACCAAGUUAUGCAAUGAUAAUAAAACGGAUAAAUAUAUUCCUUUGAAUUUGGAAUUUAUUACACCAAUGCUAAUUCCACAACAAAUUAAUUUAUGGAUGGGUAGCACCAGGUCUAAAUCCAAAAAUAAUAACGAAGCGGGAUUGAGCGAUGACUUUUUUGACAAAUAUCUAAAUACCGAGUUGUUUAACAGCAGAUCGGGGUUAGGAAAACAUGUCCCUGGUACAGGUAUUAGUUCUGGUUUGCACCAUGAUCAUGCUGAUAAUAUAUAUAUAGCUAUUGAAGGUCGAAAAAGAUUUACCUUAUACUCUCCCAAAGAUGCUACAAAUAUGUACACCGUUGGCGAUAUAAAGGAAAUUUAUUCAAGUGGUAUUAUUAAUUACGAAAACAAUAAAAAUGCACCAACUUGGAACAAUUUGAAUUCGGAUGGAUCUAUUAGAGAAGAUGCUGCCUGCUAUUUGGAUAAUAAUAGGAAUAACGAAAACAAGAAUUUAGAUCCCCCAUCCUUUUCUAAAAUUCCACCUGUAAUGCUACACCUGGAUGAAAUACAUAAUAAUAAAACACGUCAACAAUUGUUAAAGACGGGCUUAGUAUAUUGGCCCAAAUUUUUUAGUUGUAACAAAAUAGAGGUUACUUUAAAACCUGGAGAAUUAUUAUAUUUACCAACAGGGUGGUUUCACGAAGUUACUUCUUUUGGUGAUAUUCACAUAGCUGUUAAUUAUUGGUUUUUCCCCCCAAACAUAUCUUCAUCAGAACCAGCUACUCAGGCUACUUUAUAUAGUGAUGAUUUAAGGCACGAUUUUGAAAGAACUAAAGCUUCCUUGGAAUGGUAUAAUAAACAUGUCAACAAAUAA